AUGGGGAGAGGAAGAGCACCAUGCUGCGACAAGAACAAAGUGAAGAGAGGGCCAUGGAGUCCUCAAGAAGAUCUCACUCUCAUCACCUUUAUUCAAAAACAUGGCCAUCUCAACUGGAGAUCUCUUCCCAAGCUUGCUGGACUUAUGAGAUGUGGGAAGAGUUGCCGACUGAGAUGGAUAAACUAUUUGAGACCAGACGUGAAGCGAGGCAACUUUAGCAAAGAGGAAGAAGAUACUAUCAUUCACUAUCAUCAAACCCUUGGAAACAAGUGGUCAAAGAUCGCAUCCUUCUUGCCUGGAAGAACAGACAACGAGAUCAAGAACGUUUGGAACACUCAUCUCAAGAAACGACUCAGUACUCGAUCUUCUUCUUUUUCUUCUUCUUCUUCGUCUUCAUCCAUCUCUAGCACUCAUGAUCAAAGCACAGAAGAAGAUCAUGACAAGAAAUGUGAAGGAGCUCACGAAGAAGAAGAGAAGUCAGAGUUAAAUGAUAGCCAAGACUCAGCUUCACAUUCCCAAGACAAGUGUAUCCACACAAAACCAGAGCUGCAUGAGGUUAAUAAUGAACUUAACGAGAUCCAGUUCCUGCUCGACCAUGAUGACUUUGAUGAUACAACCUCUGAGUUCCUUCAGAACAAUGAUAUGUUAUUUCCUCUAGAUUCUCUUCUUCAUGACCACCAAACUCACAUUUCAACCACUGGUGGUGUGACUCAAGAGGUAACCAAAUCUCAAUCAUUUGAUCAUCCUCAAGUACUGGAUAAUAUCUCAUGCGGAUUUCAUGAAGACACAAAUAUUGGAGAAUCCGACUUGUGGAGACAGCUGCUGGUUGAAUCAACCUUACCUACAUCUAGUCCUAACAAUGAGUACGACGAGUGGUUCAACUUCAUCGACAACCAAACUUACUUUGAUGAUUUUAAUUUUGUCGGAGAAGUAUGUCUAUGA
Molecule: messenger RNA, 942 nt
Organism: Capsella rubella
Lineage: Eukaryota; Viridiplantae; Streptophyta; Magnoliopsida; Brassicales; Brassicaceae
Product: transcription factor MYB72
Exons: 3
Coding region: 1-942 (313 amino acids)
Source: RefSeq, a predicted model, not a curated record